This is a messenger RNA of Nicotiana tabacum (common tobacco), 1107 nucleotides long. NCBI's taxonomy places the organism in Eukaryota, Viridiplantae, Streptophyta, Magnoliopsida, Solanales, Solanaceae. The record is from RefSeq and is a predicted model, not a curated record.
CACAGAUUAAAACAACCCAAACCCCACAGAACAUUAAACUAUUACAAUUUUUUUUUUUAAAAUUAUUACAAAUUCAAAACAGACAACGUUACCGUCAGCUACCUAUACCGUCCGAAAUUCUUUUAGGUGAAUAAGACUAAAACUUAUUCUUAUGUAAGAACAUAUCUUAAUCCUAAAUUAUAAUAACACAGAAAGAAUGCAUGAGAUGAAGCAGAAUCCAAAAAAAAAAAAAAAGAGUAGACGAAUAUUUCUGCAUUCCAAUAGAAUCAUAUCUUCCACCAGUCAAUUGUUGCAAAACCUAAGCAUCUUUUGCUCCAAAUCCAUUUCUCUUGGAACUAAGGAGCCAAUAUGUAAGUAAACUCUCACUGUGAAUCUUCAUUUCAUCCUCAGAACAUGAGUUUUUGUAAAGGAUUUUAACUUAUAAUGAAGAACCAUGAACUGGGCAUUGCCUCGCGGGUUACUCGGGUUAUAAUCAUGGCACUGGUGAUAUCAGUGAUAUUGCUACUUGUUUUUGUCGGAGUUCUUGUCCUGAUUCAUGUCUGUGUAGUAUUGAGGGCAUUUAGAAGAAGAAUUGACAACGUUACUAUGAUGGAAAGAGGUGCCAGCAUGUCCCAAGAGGAUAUAGAAAAGCUCCCUUGCUUUGAUUUUCAAGCCAAAGAGAAGGGAAUUAGUAGCACAGUGGACUGUGCAAUUUGUUUGGAUAGUCUCAAGGUGGGUGAUAAGUGCAGAAUUUUGCCUCAAUGCGACCACUAUUUUCAUGCUGAAUGCAUAGAUUUGUGGCUCUUGAAAUCCUCCUUUUGUCCAAUAUGUAGGGCUAGCGCUGAUAUUCUGAGGGGUUGUUCCAUAUCCGCAGGAGAAAGCACCGGAUACAGUGAAAGUGGACAAACCAGAGAACACAACGCCAACAUGACUGAGACAAGAAUUGAGUUGAGAUGUGGACAAUCUUUAAUGGGGAUUUACACAAGGAACAGGACCAAACAUCUUAAUGUCAUUACUGCUAUCUGCAUUUUCAACUUAGUCAACAUUGCUAGCCUUGCAUUUUCACAGCAUUCUGCUGCUGAAUGCAUUUUUCAACUGAGGAAGUCUUCACUCUUCAGCACUGUAUAA